Helianthus annuus (common sunflower) is the source of this 2395-nucleotide messenger RNA. Its product is annotated as probable polyol transporter 4. NCBI's taxonomy places the organism in Eukaryota, Viridiplantae, Streptophyta, Magnoliopsida, Asterales, Asteraceae. Gene Ontology annotation, molecular function: carbohydrate transmembrane transporter activity. Gene Ontology annotation, biological process: transmembrane transport. The coding region runs from base 156 to 1757 and encodes 533 amino acids. Gene Ontology annotation, cellular component: membrane. The transcript has 6 exons. The record is from RefSeq and is a predicted model, not a curated record.
UCCAAAUUGGGUCUUUCUCCUCAAAUCAUGAACUGAAAAACCAUCAAGAAAUUCAUCUUCUUGUAUGCAUAUGAGAUCCUCAACACAUUAACUUGAAGUACCCAUGAGUGUAAGUUGAGUUGUACGUCUGGGAGUACUAAUUGUACCUUUGAAAUAUGGGUGUCCAAGAAAGUGGGAGUGUUGAGGAUCUAGGAACAAAGAAUAAGUACAGAAGAAUGGAUUCUGAGUUGACUGAUGAUGGUGAUGAUGAUCUAGAGGUUGUACAGUACAAGCAGACACAGCACGAAAGGAGUAAGAGAACAAGAAAAUAUGUCUUUGCUUGUGCCGUUUUUGCAUCUCUCAACAAUGUCCUUCUUGGCUAUGAUGUUGGUGUCAUGAGUGGAGCAAUCAUAUUCAUCCAAGAAGACCUAAAAAUCACUGAAUUCCAACAAGAAUUUCUGAUUGGUAGCUUAAGUGUCAUUUCCAUAUUGGGCAGUUUAGCCGGCGGUAGAGUCUCCGACGCCGUUGGCCGGAAAUGGUCCAUGGGUCUGGCUGCAAUCAUCUUCCAGAUAGGUGCAGCUAUAAUGACCUUAGCCCCUAAUUUUGAGUUUCUAUUGAUCGGUCGACUCCUCGCCGGAGUUGGCAUUGGUUUUGGAGUCAUGGUGGCUCCGGUCUACAUCGCCGAGAUAUCACCGACGGUUUCCCGAGGGACAUUCACCUCAUUCCCGGAAAUAUUCAUCAAUCUCGGGAUUUUACUCGGCUACGUGUCGAACUACGCAUUUUCGGGCCUUUCGUCCCACACGAAUUGGCGAAUUAUGCUCGCGGUGGGAAUCCUUCCAUCCGUGUUCAUAGCUUUUGCGAUAUUCGUAAUCCCAGAAUCACCGCGGUGGCUCGUGAUGCAAAACCGAGUCGAUGAGGCGAGAUUAGUUUUGAUGAAUACAAAUGAGGUGUCGUCAGAGGCGGAGGAGAGGUUGUCGGAGAUACUAGCGUCCGCAGAAAGCGGAAACCGAGAUACGGCCGUGUGGCGGGAACUGCUAAACCCGACUCCCGUGGUCAGGCGAAUGCUAGUCGUGGGAAUCGGAAUCCAAUCUUUUCAACAGAUUACGGGAAUCGAUGCGACCGUGUACUAUAGUCCCGAGAUUCUUCAAACCGCGGGACUUGAAAACAAGUCGCGACUUUUAGCCGCGACAGUAGCUGUGGGUAUCUCGAAAACCGCCUUUAUCAUGAUUGCGAUUUUAGUCAUCGAUAAAAUCGGGAGGAAACCGUUACUAUACGCGAGCACCAUCGGGAUUACAUUUUGUUUGUGCGGUUUAGGACUCACUCUUUGGUUGUUUGAAAAAGAUUCGGUUGGGGUGGCGUUAGUGAUUCUGCUUGUGUGCGGGAAUGUGGCUUUCUUUUCGGUCGGGAUUGGGCCGAUUUGUGGCGUUUUGACAUCGGAGAUAUUCCCGUUAAGACUAAGGGCGCAAGCGUUUGCUUUAGGAUUUGUGGAGAAUAGGGUUUGUAGUGGAAUUGUUGCGAUGUCGUUUUUAACCGUUUCUCGUGCUAUUUCGAUGUCCGUGACGUUCUUCAUUUUCGGUAUUGUCUCAGCUUUGUCGGUUGUUUUCAUAUACAAAAUCGUGCCUGAGACGAAAGGAAAAUCAUUGGAGCAAAUCGAGUUGUUGUUUCGAAGGGAACACGACUGGCAAGAAGAGGAAGUAGAGCUUUCAGAUACUCAAAAAUUAGUGCAGGAUCAUGAGAAUUCAACUUUCGGGUUAAGAUCCUGUACAAACAGCACAUAGUGUGAGAACCAUAAGAACAGAUCUGAACCAUCCAAUUUUUAGAUCAACGGUUGAUGUUGAUUACAAUUAAAACCCUUUCAAUUACUAAACAUUAUUAUAAGACCAAGGGUACUAGGUUUUGGUUGAAUCAAUGAUGGAUGAAACAAAAGAGAACCCUUUCAUCAACAGAAAAGAAGAUCACAAAGAUGUUUCGAAUAAAGAGGAUAUUGUUAAUGAUGUUGUAUCGUACAAAACAAAAAAGAGGACUUAAGAAAGGAAGCUUAUGACAGCUAAAAGAGGAAACGGUAAAAGAGGAGUCGAUCAUAAGUCAAAGAGAGGUGGUAAGAUAAAGAAAGAAAAAACAUGGGCCACUCAGCCACAUGACUCUGACGACGACUUCGUUGACCCACCUCCACGAAAUAAAGUCGAGCAUUCAGCAUACGAUAAUGUCGAUGCACCAUACGUAGCCCUAUCGACCGAUAGAAUUAGGAUACGAAACAACCCACUUCAUACGGCGAAACUACUAAGGUGUCUUUCAGUAGAACAGCGGCAAAUGAUAGAGAAAAUAGGUUUUGGGGGGAUAUUGUAUAUGGAUAUGAUGAUAGCACAUUUUGUAUAUUUAAAAAAAAUCAACGUUAAAACCAGCACUUUGGAUAUCA